Penaeus monodon (black tiger shrimp) is the source of this 758-nucleotide messenger RNA. RefSeq lists its product as uncharacterized. Lineage: Eukaryota; Metazoa; Arthropoda; Malacostraca; Decapoda; Penaeidae. The transcript has 6 exons. Gene Ontology annotation, molecular function: odorant binding. Bases 63 to 584 code for a protein of 173 amino acids. The record is from RefSeq and is a predicted model, not a curated record.
ACGACUUCAAACCCUGUAGAAGUUCCAGUGUCACUCUUUGUUAGUGAGUUGUCAUCGUCAUUAUGAAGGAGCUGUUGAUACUGCUCGUGCUCGCGGCCGCCAUGAUGGCGGUUCAGGCUUCCGGGGGAAGAGGUGAAUGCCACGAGCUGAUACACGAAGUGAUGCACAGAGAAAACAUGACGGAAAUCAUAGGAAGUUGUAUGGAGGAAAAUGGAAUCGUCUUUAAUCUAGAAGGGCCUGGAAGUGACCGACGACACAGAGGAAAGAGAAGUCCUCAUAUGCUGCGGUUCAUUUCUCGUCUUCCUAAAGAAAAUCAGACAGCCAUAGUCGCGUGUGUCCUCGAGAAGGAAGGCCUUCUCACAGAUGAGGGUUUGUUCGAUGCGACGACGUUCACAGAAGACUUGGUCGCCAAGUUAGGAGAAGCAGAGCAAACUACGCAAGCAGAAGCCAUGUUGGCUGCCAUUGAGGACGGCGUUUGUGUAAUCGAGGACAUGGAACCUAGCUUAACGAUGGUCUUCGAUUUCGUAAGUUGCCUCAAAGAGGUGUGUAAAGACGGAACCGACCCAUCAUCUGAAGAAGCAUAACAAUGAAGACGGAAAGAGCAAUGCAACGGUUACCGGAAAUCCUGUGGACGCUCCUUUCGAACUGAUAAUUGAUCUUGUAAAUGCUGAUUCGAUUCAGAAUCUUUUGAAUCUAAAAUCUAAUCUCAAAUCCACCUUUAUUUUCGACAUUUCUUCCUAAUAAAUAUUGAGCAUUCA